AUGGGAUUACCAGGAACCAGUCUCGGGGCCUUCCGAGCGUAUUUCUUCGGAUGUUUUGGCCCACAAUUCUUCAAACUGCUAGUGGGCAACAACACUAGCCAAUCCCUACCCAUCACUGGGCUCUUUGGUGCGAAGACGUUCAUCACUGUUGGCACCUACAUCUUAUUCUUCUCUGAGAUGUGGGGACGCAAGCCGACCCUUUGGAUUUCAGUUCCGUUGAUGGCCGCGUGCUUCAUUAUUGUCAUGGUGGUUAAGGAACCUUCACCAGCGCCUGAUGGAAAAGUCACACCGGCUGGCAUUGGCAUGGAGGCUAUGAUCUUCCUAACUAACUCGAUCUACCAAUUCACAUGGGGCCCAUUGCCGUGGCCAUAUACCUCUGAGAUCUUCCCAACCCAAAUUCGGGAGUUCAAAACCUCGGUCGCGGGACAAGAGGGCAAAAGUCUUGAAGAGAUGGAAACGACAUUCCACAGCAAGGCUGCAUUUGAUGUCGAGGCGGUCCGACGCGAAACGCUCGAUGUGGACGAAAAGAAUUUCUACUGCCACCUUUGUGGUGUGAGCUUUAACAUCAUCUUUCGCCUGAAAUCUGGGGAACUGGACGUGCCUGGCCCUCAAGACGGCCAAUGCAAUGAGACGGACACCACUAGUUCUACCGAUAGUGAGGAUGCGGCUCCAGAUCCUGAAUAUAAUUCUCAACAAAACAAGGAAGAUCCUGAGCCAUAUGAAUAUGACUCUGAUUACGAAUCGACCCACUGUAUGAGCCUUGACGGAGAGAAGGAAGAAAGCGAAGAUGGUAAUACUGAUACAAAUGAUGAUCCCGAGCGCCAAAUGUAUUAUAAUUGGGCAUUGCAAACUUUCAAUCCGAGGAGCGCCACAAGGGGAGAUUCCGAACUGCGUGUUGGAUACUUUGAUAGCCCAAUGUCGGGCUAUUCGACUGAUGCCAUCUCACCCGAAGAGGCGAGAGGCUGUCGCACCGCCCAGUUCCUGAUGCGUAAAACUUCUUCGAUGGAACAAUGGCAAGCUGACCAAUUACAUGAGCCCUGGGAGGUCAGUGGGGAUUGGUCGUUAUCCGGAAUUUGUGAUGGGACGCCCUCGCGCGAUACGGGCAUCCCAACAGUGUGGCCCGCGCGAAAUGGGAUAGAAGAUAUAGAGGCGGACAAUGUGAACCUUGCGGCGCAAGAGACACUACCGGAUGACAUAGCCAUGCCGUUCCAUCCAUGGUGCUUUGACAUCUUCUGCCGACAAUCCAAAGUCCAGUUUCAGUGCGUCAAUGCAUCAGGCCUCAUGGCCUGGCGUAAUGCAGAGUUUGACUGGGGUGCCGUUGAAUCAUUUCCUCGAGCCGAAGAGGUCAAAAGUUCACAGGAGCAGUGGUGGUCCCAUCAACCUGGUACCGAGUAUCUGGUUGCCAAUCCCCUUUAUAUUCCCGGUCUACCAGAAAUCCUUCUCAAAGCGACGAAGAAGGAAGGAAAAUGUGAUUUGCAUGACUCGUAUGAUGAGAUUAAGUCAUCUCAGUCAGCGACGAGCCGCUCCAUCCCAUUCCACAAUAGCCAGGUCGACCUUUUUUCUUUCCUUCCUGCGGAAAUUCGGCUCAUGAUCAUCGAUCAUUUAAGAGCGAAUGACAUCACUAGUCUAUGCAUUGCAUCUAGGGCAUUCACUGAACUCCCAAACAGUGUGUGGUACAGACUAGUCCGCAGAGAACUGCCCUGGUUGUGGGAAGCCUGGGAUGAAUCCGAAUGCAUACACAGCCCUUCGCUCUGGACAAGUGUAACAACAAAGGAGAUCAAAUCCAUUAUCAGAGCACGGAAUACCUAUGCCAAGGCCUUAUGUGAAGAUUUUUUCACAGAGCAAGCUGCCGAGAGAGUUGCUGAGUACCGAUUUCCCCUGUCCGUGAUCAUGCCGGACCAGGUGAAACUACAUCAUGAAAACACUGACUGGUGCCGUGUGCUUGUACAAAUACAUCUCAAUUGGGACAAACUCAAGGGUUUGCGGAAUCGUCAGCGGAUUUGGAUGGAUGUGGAGGAGGUUGUGAGGCGUAUUCGAAAGUUUGAUGUAUAA
Molecule: messenger RNA, 2052 nt
Organism: Penicillium digitatum Pd1
Lineage: Eukaryota; Fungi; Ascomycota; Eurotiomycetes; Eurotiales; Aspergillaceae
Source: RefSeq, a predicted model, not a curated record